Messenger RNA from Spirometra erinaceieuropaei, 4652 nucleotides. Lineage: Eukaryota; Metazoa; Platyhelminthes; Cestoda; Diphyllobothriidea; Diphyllobothriidae. The record is from the annotation of a GenBank genome assembly.
AUGGACUACUCCUGGGACUAUGUUGCAUCCCUGUUUUGGUCCCGAUACCCAAAUCCAUUCUCGUAAGUUAUCCUUCCUUGCCCAAUCUCACCACGUCAAUUUAGAAAGCACGUUCUUCAUGAGGACACACUAGAACGUACACUCCUAGACUCCAACACGCUUUAUACAAAACGUGUCAUAAUGAAACAGGGCUUCGGUCGCAUCCCUUUUUGGCUGCGCAAGGUUUUGUCAAAUCGGCAGGAAUUGAUGGUUGAAGAGUCCAUUGUCGACAUUUCGGCUCGACGAAUUACCACAAUUACUCGGAAUGUUGGCGCACUCGCGCGCCAUGCAGUAAGUUGUUUUUGCGACCUUAGUCAAUAUUUUCAUAUUUUGACUUCUUCGCUUUCCAUGUCUACUAUUAUUAGCCAAAUUGCCAUUACGCUUGUAUUCCUAUAAACAGUUAUUUCAGAUUACUUUAGAGUAUUCCCAGAGAUGUGUAGUCUGUCUAAGUUUCAUCUCUAAGGACUUUACACAAAAUGGCAACUUCUGUGGGACCCAAUCUUCGGAAAACUAUAACGUAUUAGAACGAGGUUGCAUACAACUGCUGAGCUUCUCACAAACCUGUCUUCCGUUCCCCAUGGUGCGUCUGCUGAUUUCGAGUUGGACCUGCCAAACUGGGUUUCGUUUGUGAAGCCCCAUAGUACCUUUCCCUACAAGCUUGGCCGGUGGUUUACACACAAUAUUUUGAAAAGUUGAGCUUGAGUAGCGUCAGGUUUGAUCUUACUCACUGCAGUUGCAAAAAACCUCUUCUAGAAUUGCGACCUUUAUUUCGGACCUCAGUGAGUAAUGUGCGCCGCUGGUCAAGCCGUUUGUAGUUCUUGUUCAUUUCUCUUUAACUUUAUAGUUGGCAAACUUCUCCUUGAUAAUGCCGGUAUUUUCCGUUUUCGUGCACCGGCUAGCAGUUGGUAACCAAAGCCAAAUACAGUUACUAGCCCAUCUCAUGAAACAUUAGUCAAAAUUCUGAACCGUGUUUCUGACUAGAAAGAUUGCCUGGAUCGGCUCACAAUAUUGACUAUCAUGCAGCAUGAUCCCGAGAUCUAUUUUUCACUUCCGGAUGCCGGCUUUUGAAUACACUUUCCAGCCGCCAGCAACAACCGCGUUCGGUAAACAGCGGCUACUUAUGUAGUCUAAAUUUUUCCAUUCAUUUUCGAUGUCCUCAUAAAUCCAAGCAUAUUUUGUUGAACAUAUGCAUAAAGAUAUCCAUUCUUGUACCUGCUUGGUAGCAAAUCACGUCUUCUUCAAAUUUUAUAUUGAAAGAAGGGGUUUCUUCGGCUUUAGAGAGUUUUAAUUCCGGAAUAAUUUUGAGUCCGAUCUGCCGUUACACCUGACUUUAGAGUUUACAGCCUACAUAUUGUAUACUUUUCCUGGAACUAAAAUCUGCAUUCCUCCACGUCACUAGAAAUGCACCAUUUAGGGCUCAAAAUUUCGCAACGAAUGUGGGUUGUGUCGCAUACCUCACAAGGAACAUUAAUAAACGCAGGAAUACGAUGUUGUCCUAAUGAAUAUUUCACGGUCAUAAAGGCCUCAUAAUCACAAACCUUCUAAACCGAAGUAUACUCUUUCUUUAGGUGGGAAACUUAAGAACGUAAUUUGCUACGAAAUGAGUACAAGAAAAAAUGUUUAUUUAUGUUUCCUAUAAGUUAUACUUGAAUUUAUAAGGGCAUCGAAAAUCAAUGGAAAAAAUUCAUGCGACUCAAGUAGCCACUUUUACCGAGCAUGGUUUUGUUGGCGGCCGGAAAGAAGUGUAUUCAAAAGCCGGCAUCUUGGCUUGGCUGGAAUAUCUUGGGAUUGAGCUGCACGGUAAUCGAUAUUGCAACCCCACUUAAGUACACCUUCCUAAUCGAAGACGCAUCUCGGGAUGUCGAUUAACGUUUCAUGAGAUAGGCCAGCCACUAUAUUGGAUGACAUGGCUGUUGAAGUGUCAUGAAACUCGCAAGAAAAUCCCUGUAAUUCUGAAUCUGCCCGCCUCCCAUGUAAUUCCUUCUAGGCGUUUCAUGAGUUGCCUAGGCAAGACACCUGCCUUUAACUUUACACGCCCCAGACUCCUCGCGUUCACUAUCUGCUAUGGCCACGCUUGCCGAAAGAAGCGAAUAGGCGAGUUCCAGGAAGUAGUUCAGGUUGAGAAGAUGCUAUCGCUGGAACAAGAACUUUAUUGGCCUAGCGUUUCGAAUUCUCGAUCGAAACCAUUAUCAGAAACAGUAGCAGAUAAGGGUAGUGGAGGCACAAAAAGCGCAGUAUUUAUAGGGCGCAUUUGGCCAACAAUCACAUGCCUACAACAAUUAGCUUGCCGCCUUGAAUUGAUUCAUUCGAAAACGGGGUUCAUCUGUCAAGCUACUGGCCUUUACUGCUUUCGAGUCUAGAGCCACUAACCGGGGCUGUGUUAACGACAUCUUCAUCGUCGAAGGGUUCGUGCUCCGUGUCCCGUGCCUUACGCGUUGCUCUUUUCAGCUUAAAACUAGGAUGCCUGUAUGCAUGUGUUCGAAAUUAAGCCAAUUUGGAAUUCGCCAUUCGGGUUUAGGACAGUUUUAACGGCUCCGACUCCAAAACUUCACCGACCAUAUACUCUGGCAAUCUUUUUCUCGCACAUCACAAACGCCCUGAGCAAUUCGGGCCAGCUUCAUGCUGCCCUCACCAACGCAGCAUGGUAACCAAUGGAGACAUCAGGACGUCUUAACAGGGCUGGAGGAAGACAGUAGCGGUAUUUGGUACGGAAAGCAUAUCAGAUCUGUCGCUUGAAAUCUAUUUGUUUGGGGACUCAAUCCGCCUCCGGAUCUGCAUCAACAGUUGUUCUGAUGAAGACCAUCGAACUGUGCACGAAUCUCACUCAGUUGUGCCUGAUCCGUUCGCUGAGUCUGAGCCUAAGCGUGAGCAGGUUCUGUGCCAUGUCGAAAUGGGUGGAAAUUCACUAACACUCACUGUCGUUUAACCUCUAGCUAACUGGCCAGAAUGCAGGACCCAACCAUUUCGGUUCUUGGCUUCUGAUGCACAUUUAACGACGGCAGCCCGAGGCAGGCGCACGUUAUCUCGCCUCAGGGGUUCUUAAUGGAAUGCCCUACCCGUCGCCGAAAUCUGACUGUGCCUGCUUUCUGAUUAGACCACUACCACACCUCCUCUCCUUUAGCACUUGUGCCUUUACGGUAGGUGGGGCUAUCUUACUUAAUUUACUAUAGUCUGACAUAUUUCAUGAGGUUUCUUGGGAAUUUCGGAUGCAUGCGGGUCUCCAACAGCCGCAUGGAUUGUUUGUUCGAGGUUGUCUUCUCUAGCGCUGUGGCUUAAAAGCCUAACCACAAGGCAGCGGUGACGGUUUACGGUCGCCAUGUCACAGUGCCGUCAUCGGGCUUUGCGGCCCUCUAUAAGGCUUUCAGCGUGUCAGACCUCAGCCCUCCGCCACUAGUAGCACAGUCGCUGCUGGUCCGGGACUGCCUGUUCGUCAGACCUGGGUCUACUUAUGUUGCAGUUAACCUUCGCUGAAGGCCGUUUCACUAUCCGCCACCUGUGGGGACGUCGUGUAGCCAACAGUUAGGCCAACGGACAACCCGUCUUCUCGGUGGGCUAUCUCAUGGAAUGUUAACCAAAAUCCUUAAAUGUGUUUUCGGUUAGAAAGGAUUGCUUGGCUGGGAUUGUAAUGUUGAUUUUCACGCAACAUAAUCCUACACGCCAGGAUGCCGGCUUUUGAAUAAGCUUCUUCCCAGUCGUCUGCAUAAAAAUGACUACUUAAUUAGUAUGCCUUUUCCCUGUGAAUUUUCGAUGCCCUCAUAAAUCCCAUCAUAUUUUAUAAAAAAUAUGCAAAAAUACCUUUUAUUGUAUUCAUUCGGUAGCAGAUUACGUCUUCUUCAAAGAAAGGUGGCCUUUCGAUUUUAAGAGAAGUUUUAAAUUCAUGAAUAAUUUUGAACCUAACCUAACCUGUAGUUGCACUUGCGCCUCGAGUUUCAAAACUCCAUGCUGUAUACUGACAGUUCGCCUGUCGUGCCCAACGAUGUCCUCCGUGUGCUCCACAGCAAGUUGGAACAGGCACGGUGACCUACGCGUGAAUUAGUUUAUAGUGAGAGCAGACUUGUGCAGCAAUGCUGAUUAAACAUCGCAUUCCUCAUCACUAGGCGGCCGCUAGAAACCAGAACAAAAUGGAAUGUCUGUGCUCAAUCCUACCACACAGAUUUCAUGACAGCCUAUCACGCCUUGUGCCCAAGACGUGCGCCUGUUGACAAUGCACAGCACUUCCUAUUCGUCUUAUUGUUUGCUUCUGCCUUGUUUCCUAUCAGGUUGUGGAAGAGCGUUGUGAAUACUUCCCACUGGUUCGGCGGCCGGAAACGUCCUCUUCCCCACAAGACUGCACGCAGAUUGAGCGAUGUUUGUCAGCAAAGUCCUCCCUAGCCGCCAAGGUUCUCUACCCUUUGUGGGCCUUCCUCAAAAUGCGCUACGCCUCCUCGGCCGAGAAGUCCCUCCUCGGUUUUAACCAUGUAUGCCAAAUGCACAGCCAAAAUCCGUCAGCGGUGACGACAGUCGCCACUGUGCACCCCUCCUCACUCCGAGACACUGCUCGCAGUCAUAUUAAAGAACUGGCCCGCACAAAGCGACCGCGUGUGGUCAUUGCUGAGACGGAGCGAUCAAAUUAG